CUCUGCUGUUACAGGGCAGGAUUGUACAGUUCAGUUGUUCUGCUUCAAUUAGUGACUCCUCUUAUUACUAUAUGCUUUUUCUACAGAAUGGGAACCAUGCCAGGUAUCUCUACAAACCAAAAAAGAUGCUGCAAAAAGUUAAUGGAAAGGAUAUUCUGUAAAAGUAAGGAUGAGAUUGCUCCACUUUUGGAACAAGACAAAGCAACCCAAGAAGACGUGAAAUUUCAUGUAGCGACUUCAACAAAUGGACAUAAAAUGCUUGAAGUCUGCAGGUGUGAGCAUGAUGCAAAGAUAACAGUAGGAGUGAGCCAUAGGCACAAUGAUGUGUGGUACCAAGUGCAGAGCAUUGUGGAGAAUGCCCUCAAUGAAGAAGAGACCACAUUGACAGAAACUGUGGAAACUGCCAUUGGUGCAAUCCAGUGGGGUGAGAACAAUUGUCCUUCAAAGAUGCCCAGCAGUUUGCACCAGCAAUUCAUCCAACUAGUGGAAAAAAUAGUGACUGCAAAUUUUCUGCAGUUUCCAUCACAAGAGACUGAAUCAAUUGAAGCCUAUCUAGCCGUUCUGCAAAACAGCAUUCUAAAAGAGCUGAUGUCUACGGGGAACUGCUCAAAUCCAGCCCUGAUGCUUGAAACCUAUGCAAAGUGCUUUGAUAAAUGUAUCUUCUCCCAGCUGCAUAAAGCCUUAGAGAGGAACCUUCAGGCUAAUGACCUCUUCAUGUUGCUUUUCUGGGUUGCAAAUACUUAUAAAAGUGAGCAAUUAAUGGGCCACCCUGCGAUCAAGGAUCACUCUUUAAAAAACCUUGAUAGUGUAUUGUGUUCAUCCUGGAUCGAAAAAGCUCGGAAGAUUCUCCUAAACACCAUCCAGAUAAAAGCUGAGGGGAGACUUGAAAAUAUUCUACAGAACGAAUUUCAAUCCCUGGUAAGCAGUCCUGUAAAUGGAAACGAUGAAGAAUUCAUUAAACUGUACGUGGACACUAUACAGGUCCUUAACAGCUCCAUAACAGAAGCAAAGAGGAUCAGUGACUCCUUGACAAGUGAAGUUGAGACCAUUUGCUGCCAACAGCUUCUGAGCUUCAUUCAGAAGUACCAAGGACAUGUAAAGAAACUGACUUGUUCCAAAACAAAGAAAAUCUGUGAAGAGCAUCAGUUCAGGAUUGUGAACAAUUGCUGCCAUUUAAGGGAGUAUGUAGAGAAGAUCGCAGAAGACAAAACGGAUGAUAGCUAUAAAAUAGCAAUCAGGUCUCUUGAGGAAACAGAAUCCCAGGCAACCAAGCUGCUAUUGCAAGGUCCCGUCCACAAACUCAAGUUUGACUUCAAAGACUAUUUCAAGAAAGAAGGGAAAAGCAUCGAGGAAACCAUAAAUGACAUUACAGAACUUUUCAGGAGGGCUCUUCCAAUGAAAAAACAAAUGGCUUACAAGAUUGUGGUGGACAAAGCCUAUCAACAGACAUGCUUGAAAUACUUCAAUGCGCUGCUGAAUAGUGUCUAUAACCGCUUAUUAAAAAAGUGGGGGAAUGUUGAACACAGGAUAUAUCAGGAUGCAAAUAUACUUCACAGGACAUUCGAAAAUCUGAGUCCAGGUGUUGAAAAUCAUGUCGGGCUCAUUUGCCGUGUAAAUGACAUUCUUAAGACAAAGGACCCGGAAGCGUUGAAACUAGACGCAGCUGUUUAUUUUUCAAACAACCCAGAAAUAAGCGUUCAGCAACUCAGCGCCCUGUUAAAAUGGAGAGGAGAUAUUCCCAGCUCAGAAAUAAGGAGCAUUUUAGACAUGUGCAGCAAAGUUGUGGCAAAUAAUGAGGUUAAUCAAACAGUGGCAGUGAGGAUGCCUUUGUGGUUGCCCUUUUGCUGCUGUGCAGAAGAAGAUUGAACUUGGGAACGUAGUGGAAGAGCAGGGUUUGCCUGGGAUGAGGGCGCGCACAUCUGCUUGCACUGAGGAACCAGAAUAUACAAGCUCUCCCAAGCUUAGUGUUCAAUACUGAAUACAUCCAGAACUGUAAAUGCUCAGUUAUAAGGUAUAUAACACACAAAACUGUCAACAUCUUAUGAAGCUUCUUUUUAGGACUGCUUAAAACAGCUCUGCCUUAUAAUACCACACAGUUUUUACCUUUAGUUUCUGUUAGAGAAUAGCUAUUACUGAUAGUACAGAGUCAUGGAUAUGAGUCAAUACAGGCUGACGCUGUGUGUGGCAGGCAAGUGGAGGAAUGUUGCAGGAACUACUAGCGGACAGCGUGAGGAUGAGAGCCAGGAGAAGGAAGCAGAGAUUCAGCAGCUCAGUUAAAGGACUCAGCCACUGCUGGGACAUGUACAGGAGUGGCUCAUCUGCAUUAUUCACAUGUAGUGUUACCUGAUUAUAAAGGGACUUGGUACAGCACUUGAAAACAUAUUAUAUGCUGAUGUUAUGCUACGGUUAUAAAGGGACUUGGUACAGCACUUGAAAACCUACUGUAUGCAGAUAUAAUGCUAUCUGAUUAUUAAGGGAUUUGUUACAGCACUUGAAAACAUUUUGUAUGCUGAUGUUAUGCUACGGUUAUAAAGGGACUUGGUACAGCACUUGAAAACCUACUGUAUGCAGAUAUAAUGCUACCUGAUUAUUAAGGGAUUUGAUACAGCACUUGAAAACAUAUUGUAUGCUUGUAUUAUGUCUCCAAUGGAGACAUGUUGUCCAAUAUGACUUUUAUUAUUUUUAUUAGUGUUGCUUUUGUUAAUAUUGUUAUGUUUAUUGCAUAUUUAUCAUCUCAUUUGUGUUCAGUGAAAGCUUUAAAAUAUGUUGAUACAGUAAGAAUACCAGUACAGUUGAGU
Molecule: messenger RNA, 2798 nt
Organism: Acipenser ruthenus (sterlet)
Lineage: Eukaryota; Metazoa; Chordata; Actinopteri; Acipenseriformes; Acipenseridae
Product: exocyst complex component 3-like
Exons: 11
Coding region: 88-1866 (592 amino acids)
Biological process (GO): exocyst localization; exocytosis
Cellular component (GO): exocyst
Molecular function (GO): SNARE binding
Source: RefSeq, a predicted model, not a curated record